Molecule: messenger RNA, 2499 nt
Organism: Patella vulgata (common limpet)
Lineage: Eukaryota; Metazoa; Mollusca; Gastropoda; Patellidae
Exons: 8
Coding region: 58-1479 (473 amino acids)
Source: RefSeq, a predicted model, not a curated record
CUGGAAAUAACCUGUCCAUUUUUUCGUGAUAAAUGGUUAUUUGUAUAUAUAAAUAGCAUGUUUAAUACAUCAUCAAAAUGUUUUGUACGACAAGCUCACGGUAUCUACAAAUCAUCUGAAACACCAGCUGGUCUACCAGAUUAUCGUGUUCGUCUUGAUCCAUAUGGAACUGAGGAGAUAAGUAUCAAAUUUAAUCCUACACCUGCUGUCGAACACGUCGUUCUAUGGUGUAAUAGCACACAAAAAGCUGUGUGUAGCUCUACAGAUUGUCAACGAGCUUAUCUUUCAGCAGGUUAUGGGAUGACAGUGUUUCGUAAUGUCAAGUCCUGUGAAUGGUACACUUUAAAGAUUUGUCCACAAGUAUCUCUUUCUAGCAGAAUUUUGUAUGUAGCUGAAGUUUUUAUCCCAGUGGAGAAUAUUAAUGAUGACUUGAUCAUAAAUCAACAACAAGGUGUUACCGCAUCAGCUGGAACAGGUAGUUCAAGCGAGACAAUGCUACCAUGGAUAGUUGUUGGAGGGGUAGUGGGAGUUGUUUUAUUGGGCCUUGUAUUUACUACAAUACUAGUGUUUAAAUACCGAGAAAGAUGUCAUUUUACAAGAGAGGAGAUUAAAUAUAGCAAACAGCAUAAAACAUCUACCAUUUCUAAUAUCUCUUCAGAUUGUCCCUCUGAAAUCCUUGCCUUAUUUGCCAACGAUGCCACACCAAUUCCUAUUUUCUACUACCCUGAUAAUAAGGAACACAUAGACACAGUUAACUGGUGGGCAAAGAGAAUACAAAAAAAUGCAGGUGGAGUCUUUAAUAUCCAGACCUACUCAGUAAUGGAUCCUAUUUUUAACCAGGUCAUGUCAAAUGUUUUUGACAAAUUUGGUUUAUUUAAUAUGAUAUUCAUAGUUUAUUCACCACAAGUAUUCAAAAUGACACCUCAGCGAAAAUUAUUCAAGAACACUUCUCCAAUAAACAGCUUACCUCGACGAAAAUUGCAGCUCAAUAUAUCACCCAUCAAACAGAUCAUUUUACAAAAAAUACAUCGAGGAAGAAACAAUGUGUGUAUUUUAGAUGUGUGUGAAGAAAAAAGUGAUGAUGAAGUCAUAGAAAUGAAUUGUUUGUUAGACUUUAAUAAAGUAAUUCAGUUGGAGGAAGGACAGGUGCAGGAUUCGGUUCAACGAGUCAUCCAAGAAUUAAAAAUUCACCAGAAUCAAACAUCUCCGAAUAAACUCACAAAAGACGAUAGUUCUGAAUUCCAUGAUGGCGGAUAUUAUUCUGGACCCAAGUGUUUCCAAUCCGACGAAACAAAUUUAAAUAGAUCUGUAAUGUCAUUUUUCCCGCCAUCAGAAAUUGACGACGCUCUCAGCGAAACGAGCAUAAUGGAACGUUUAGAAGAAAUAAAUGAAAGAAGUUGUGCUUAUGGUGAUCAUUGUCGCAUGGAUUCCAUACAAAUUAUUUCAAAUGGUAAAUCUAUGGAUACUUUAAGUAUCUAGUCAAAUCUCAAAACUAUAUGGCUAGUAAAAGAGUUUACUGUGGUGAUCAUAUAACAAACAAAAUAACCGUUAAACUAUUCUUAGCAAGAACUGGUCCAGUGACAUUAGUUUAUUUUUUAUAUAGAAUGACUGCCAUAAUUUUGUAGAAUCAAGUUUGCAUUCUGACGAUUGUACCUGAAGCAAUAAGUUUGACAAAAGAUAUACGUCCACAUUGACAUAAAAUAGCAGAUGAAUUGGAAUAGCGUUCCUUAGUAGUGCUGUAAUAAGAUUUGUAGAAAAACAUCUCUGCUGCACUAUAAAUCCAUGGUAAAUUUACCAAAAGUUACUGCGUCCAAUUAAAUUUGUCCAAUGUUAACUGAAAACACAGAUUUCAAGCGAUGAUUAAGAGAUUAAUUUAUGAGGUCAAUAACAAACGUGUAAAUACAGAAGUAUUAAUUUAAUAUGAAGAAAAGUUAUUUAUUUAUAUGUAAAGAGACAAUGUUAUUUUCCGUGUGGACCUCAGACAGGGAUAAUGUAGAACUGGAACUGGAAAUAAUAAUUUUAGCUGUACAGGUGGCAAAUAAAAUGUCAAAGCCAUUUGAUGGUAUACCAAACAUUUUGAACUUUGCGCUGGGAAUGCUUGGGCCAUACAAAACAUUAAUAUAUUUUUAUUUUUAUUUUGUCAAAAGUAUCAUGUGGCAUCACAUUUUAGGUUCUAUGUUUCUCUCAUGAUCUGUUUAUUCAAAUUCACUAAAAUAAUUACUAAUUUUUGUGUUAUAUAUAGCUAAGUUUUACUGUUACACUGUACACCAUAAGGUAAAUACAAGAUUAUUUACAAACAAUUGUCUCGAUCUAAGGAUUUUAACAUAGAUUACUUCUCCUUCAAACUCCCAUCAGCAAAAAGUGGACUAGAAGAUCUUUAAAAUUAAUUGUCAUUUCUUGAUAAUAAUGAGUCAAUAUCUGAGUAUCCUUUACGAUUGUAAAUAACAUUUAUCAGGGUUGUUGACUUGAUAGGUGAGUCUACCAACCACAUCCGAAUAA